Messenger RNA from Eleginops maclovinus (Patagonian blennie), 1370 nucleotides. RefSeq lists its product as uncharacterized. NCBI's taxonomy places the organism in Eukaryota, Metazoa, Chordata, Actinopteri, Perciformes, Eleginopidae. The transcript is spliced from 2 exons. The record is from RefSeq and is a predicted model, not a curated record. Bases 45 to 1070 code for a protein of 341 amino acids.
CGUUCGCUAACAUUAAAAGCAAGGGCAAAAAGAAGUCAGGUAAAAUGACGAGUAUAAUUUGUGCAGUCCGUGGUUGCCAUAACAAUUGGAGAAAAAGAAGAUUGUCUCUUCAGCAAGAGUGUUUUACUCACGGGAAGAAGCGAAUUGAAUGCUGUGGGCCAUCGUUUCAUCUAUAUCCGCCUCCUAGCGUUGAGGAAGACCGGCGUCUUUGGCUGAGGGCACUUCACUUAAAAAAAACUCCAAAAAGACCCUAUGUCUGUUCGUUUCAUUUUGUGGAUGGUAGACCUACUACCCAACACCCGUAUCCCGAGAAAUGGCUUGGGUAUGAAGCUCCGGUGCGACGUCCGCGACGACAGCUUGUUAGGCAAUCAGAGGCAUCAACCAGCAAUGCUGCUGAGGCUGAGCCUGAGCUCGAGCCGGAGGGUGAUGGACAUCGCGACAUCGGAACGCAGUGGGAGGAUCAAUGCAUGACCGAUCACAACUAUGCUGCAAGACCUUUACUUCACCAACCUCUGCUGUGUGACCAGGCAACCCAGUGCUCAGCGAGCACUGCAAAAUAUCAAGAGCUUGUGCGAAAUGACAACCUGAGCCUACUUUACACUGGGUUGCAUCUGGAUGCUUUCACCUCUUUGGCUGAUGACCUAACCCGUGAUUUCUCUAACAGCUCUCAUAUUCAUCCGUGGGAUCAGGUCUUAAUGACUCUCAUGAAGCUUCGUCUGAACCUACUUCAACAAGACAUCGCAGAGAGGUUUCAGGUGUCACAGCCCUUUGUCAGCAAGGUAAUUUCUUUCUGGUUAGAGGUCAUGGAGGAGAGGAUGCGGCUUUACAUCCCUUGGCUACCCAGGGAGACUAUUAGGGCAACAAUGCCACAGUGUUUCAAAGAGCAUUAUUCAUUAACCACCUGUGUCAUCGACUGCUCUGAAACGCCCCUUCAGAAGCCCCACAACCUUGAUUCCAGAGGGGAGUCUUACAGCCACUACUAUGGACAAAAUACCAUCAAGUUCCUGGUAGCAAUUGCACCUUGUGGCCUUAUCAUGUUCGAACAGCAUCGCUUGUCUCUGCCCAGGUAACAUCCAUCUUAAAGGUCACACUAAAGGUUAGGUUACACUAGCUAACCGGAACUAGCUGACCGGAAGAUCAUACACAAAGCGGAAGAAAAAAGCCGUUAAAAAUGGGCGGGGCGUAAUAGGGUGAAUAGAGGAAGUUUCAAAGCUCCUUUCCUAUCAUCUAGAAUUUGAACAGCUCUUAUCGUAGCGGCCACUUGGGUACUUCCGGGUCAUUUCGCUCCGUUAGGAACCCUCCUAAGAUAUACUGAAUAUUCGACCGUACCCUUGGGUCCCCUUUGGUUCCUACUGCACUUGGGUCCAAUU